This is a messenger RNA of Aedes aegypti (yellow fever mosquito), 1069 nucleotides long. RefSeq names its product deoxyhypusine hydroxylase (gene nero). Gene Ontology annotation, molecular function: deoxyhypusine monooxygenase activity. The record is from RefSeq and is a predicted model, not a curated record. Bases 125 to 1033 code for a protein of 302 amino acids. Lineage: Eukaryota; Metazoa; Arthropoda; Insecta; Diptera; Culicidae. Gene Ontology annotation, biological process: peptidyl-hypusine biosynthetic process. The transcript is spliced from 2 exons.
UGUUGUCAUUGCUGAACACGUUCGGAAUUCGUGUCGUGUGCGGUUGCGGGAAGUCGGUUGUGUGAAUCAUUCCGGUCGUACUACGGAAAAUAAUCGCGUUUCUCCGUUCCCAGUGUCACAAAAAAUGGUCCAAAUCGAAGAAUCGAAAAUUUCCGACAUCGGCCGGGUGCUGAAUGACAAGAAUCGACCGCUGAAAGAGCGCUUCCGGGCGUUGUUUACUCUGAAAAACAUCGGCGGCCCGAAAGCGCUGGAAUCGAUCGAGUCCUGUUUCGAGGAUGAUUCGGCGCUGCUCAAGCACGAGCUGGCCUACUGUUUGGGCCAGAUGCAGGACCGGGCGGCCAUUCCCAUUCUGACGAAGGUGCUUGAGGACGUCAAGCAGGAACCGAUGGUGCGACAUGAGGCCGCGGAAGCCCUGGGAGCCAUUGGAGCAUCCGACGUCGAACAGAUCCUGGUCAAAUAUUCCAAGGAUCCCGUCGUCGAAGUGGCAGAAACCUGUGAAAUCGCACUUGGUCGGGUACGCUGGCUGCAGAACAAGGAGACCAAUCUAGUGGAUAACAAUCCAUACGCAUCCGUUGAUCCGACACCUCCAGCAGAGACAUCGAACGUGGCCGAACUGCAGAAAAUUCUGAUGGACGAUAAUGAGUCGCUGUUCAACCGAUACCGUGCCAUGUUCAGUUUGCGAAACCUGCGCACCGAAGAGUCUGUUCUGGCGCUGGCCACCGGAUUGAAGGGUAAAAGUGCCCUCUUCAGGCACGAGGUCGCUUUCGUGCUAGGACAAUUGCAGGAACCAUGCAGUAUUCCCUUCCUGGCCGAUAGCCUGAAAGAUGGUGCCGAGAACGAGAUGGUACGACACGAAUGUGCCGAAGCGUUGGGAGCGAUAGCCACCGACGAGUGUACCAAAAUUCUGAACGAAUACCUGAGGGAUGAGAAACGUGUCGUCAAGGAAAGCUGCGAGGUUGCGCUGGAUAUGUGUGAGUAUGAAAACAGUCCAGAAUUUCAGUAUGCAGACACGUUGGGUAAGGUGACGCAUUAGGACCUUUGUGAUAAAACAUGAUGAUUGUAAAUUCAA